AUGCCUGCGAUUGUGGCCGGUGAGCUCCUCGCACAGGGUGGAAUGAGUGGAAGCUCUCAGCUGAUAACCGGUGCAUUCCAUCAAGGGCUCUCUCAGCUCCGUGAGAGCAUUCUCCGUGAUUUGCAACAGCCCGAAUUGAGCGUCGAUCCCAUGGUCCCUGCCGAGUCAACCAAGAGAAUUAUCAAUGCACUCGUCAAGCAUUCCGACAAAACGGCGUACAUUAUCUCCCAACUCGACCCAAACGACAGCUCUGCCGAAUUCCUGGCGUGCUACAAAAAAUUUGCCGUGUCUAUGAGUAUCCCUACAAGCAACGACGAAUGGGAAGCGCGGCGCAUGGACGAAAUGAGCUACCUCACGUUGUAUCGGUCCUUUUCCACGUCCUCUGUGCCGCCGUGA
Molecule: messenger RNA, 396 nt
Organism: Aphanomyces astaci
Lineage: Eukaryota; Oomycota; Saprolegniomycetes; Saprolegniales; Verrucalvaceae
Exons: 2
Coding region: 1-396 (131 amino acids)
Source: RefSeq, a predicted model, not a curated record